Molecule: messenger RNA, 2289 nt
Organism: Planococcus citri (citrus mealybug)
Lineage: Eukaryota; Metazoa; Arthropoda; Insecta; Hemiptera; Pseudococcidae
Exons: 2
Coding region: 350-1798 (482 amino acids)
Source: RefSeq, a predicted model, not a curated record
UCUAAAAGAUAUGAUAUUUUCUCAAAAUUACGAAACGUAUAAUCAAGGUCUUAUCUGUUCACCCUGAUUAAUGAACCUCGUCUCCAAUUAAUCGAUAAACAGGGAACAUUCUCGUUCCAAGUAAAUUAUAGUAUUACAAAAUCUGAAUGUAAUGAAAAAUUUACAUGAUUUCUUGAUCAUCAUCUCGACCUGUGACGUUCUCUGAAUGUUGAGAAAGUGCCUAGUCGUGAAUUCCAAUUUUUUUUUCGAUUUGAUUCGAAAGUAUCAGGUAUUUUGAAACACCGAGAUUACCUCUGAGCUUGAAUCACUACACAAAUCGUGACUAAAGAAAACAUCAAAUUGAACAAAAAUGAUCCCCAUACUGUUUGUAUUGCUCCUCACCUCCUUCCAAUCACCUCCAACCACAGCCAAACCCACCGAUUUCUUCGUAGAACUCACCAAACAGCCCUACUACAUUGACAAAACCGAUCUACUGCACGAAAUCAGCAAAUUCACCAACAACUACGACUUCGUCGCAUGUCCCAGUCGUUUCUUGAAAACCAGCAACUUGCACAUGAUCAAGAGCUUCUAUCAACUGGAAUUCGACGCACAAGGCACUCCGAAAAAUUACACCGAUACCGAAACCUUCGCUUUCUUUAAAAAUUUCAAAAUCGCCAAUCACUCGACGACUUUCAUUCAAAAUCGCAUGGCUAAUCAUCCCGUCAUGUUGAUCGAUUUGAAAUACAACGUGUCCCAGGUGAAAACCAUACCCGAAGUUGACACCUUGAUCAAUACCAAGCUACAAGAAGCCUUCAGCGAUUUCUUCGACAUGUUACCUAAACAACCCACUCCCACGAGCGAAUUCGAGAUCACCAAAUUCGAAACAGAAUUUGUACAAAAGUUGCGAAAUGGUACAGCUAAUCACUUCGAAUUAUCGUAUGGUUUGUACAGACUGAGCAACGUUUUAUUCAAGUACUUCAAACAUCGAGUCAUCGUCUUGAUCGAUAAUUACGACUACGCUGCCAACGAAGCUGUACUAAAACAUCCCGAAUUGCUGGAUACCGACGGAGCAGUGCAUUAUUUUUACUCGUCUAUCAAUAACAUGUUCCGUAAAACCUUCAAAGACAACAGGAAGUUCAAAAAUUACGCACUGAUGGCAGGUAUAAGUGGCCGGAUCGAGUACGCCGAUAACGAAGUCAAAGAGAACCAAUUCUUAGACGAACAUAGGUUCACUUCGUACUUCGGAUUCACCGAAUCAGAAAUCGAUGACUUGUUGAACCGAUAUAACGCUUCGAUCGGAGAAAUAAUCGACGUCAGAGCUUACUACGGUUCAUAUUUGACUCGAAUGAAGAAAACUCGUAUGUACAGUCCUUAUUCGAUCAUACAAUACAUUCUGGAUGGCAGAUUCAAACCAGCCGAUGAAAAUAAACGAUUCCAUUUCGAACCCUACUGGGCCAAGACGGAAGACCAGGCAUUUUUCCAACAGGCUUUAAAAUCGGAUUCUUUUCGCUACAAAUUGGAUUCGCUGGUGACCAAUACAUCAGAUUACGUCAGUAUAUCCAGCCAAUAUAGAUCGUCUACGGCUCUAGAUACGUUUGUGCGAACUAUUAACGAGAAAAAACCAUCUUUCAAAGGUGUCCAGCAAUUCGACGAGUCGUUGUUGUGCAAGUAUAUUUUCGAAACCGGAUAUCUUUGUUAUGCCCAAUUUGCUAAAGAUACUAACAACAUGAUCCUUGUUAAUGAGGAAAUAAAGGAGUCGGUGAAAGCAACUGUUCGAGAAUUCAAGAAGGGGAUUCUUUCUGAAAUGAAAAAAUCAUGAAUGCCUGAAUCAUGUAAGAGGUCAUCCCUUAUGCGAAGGGUGAAAAUUUUGCCUUGAGAACUGCAGAUAUCUUUGGUGUUCGAGAAUUGCAGACAAAAUUGAGUUGAACUUUUCGAGUUGAGUGAACGUUAUAAGAAUAGGUACCCUUUUGUAGUCCCUACCUAUUUGAUUUUAUAUUUUUAAAACGAAACGCGAUACAAACGAUAUGAGUUUAUUGAUAAGAUUAGCUCUCGAAUGUUCCAUGUAUUAUUUUUUAUCAUUUUUUUACUCCAAACGUUUUGCAAUUUAAUUACUAUUGGGUGGCAUAUUUUAUCGUGGUGUAUCAUUAUUACUGAAAUAUGACCUUCAGUAUAAUUUUCAAUGUACAUAUGUAUUAUGAGGAAAUUUGUAUUUUACAAUUAAUCAGUCUCCAUCAGGAUUCCGGGAUUGGGAUAUGACCAUUCACAAAAUACGUUUUUAUGCCUCUCGAAGUACAAAUUUUCAAAAACUGA